Molecule: messenger RNA, 2209 nt
Organism: Syngnathoides biaculeatus (alligator pipefish)
Lineage: Eukaryota; Metazoa; Chordata; Actinopteri; Syngnathiformes; Syngnathidae
Gene: scamp5a
Product: secretory carrier membrane protein 5a
Exons: 7
Coding region: 248-940 (230 amino acids)
Biological process (GO): protein transport
Cellular component (GO): trans-Golgi network membrane; recycling endosome membrane
Source: RefSeq, a predicted model, not a curated record
AAAAAAGAAGACCUCACGUCACGUGAUCGCCCGUUCCUCCCAAACCCAUCAUUCGAAGCCCAACGUUCCAUUUCUGGCCCGUCCGUCUGUUUCAAAACGUGCAUUUUUGACGAACAGACAAUUAUAAGAUGCUUUUGAAAGAAGCCGCGAUAUUCUAGCGACUCGCUAAAAGCAAGCACAUUUGUUUUGGGCCAGCUGACCUUAAAGUUAUUUAUUUGGAAGCAGGGGAAAAUUGACAACUCUCGUCAUGGCAGAGAACAACUUCCCUCCGCUGCCUCGAUUCAUCCCCCUCAAGCCGUGCUUUUACCAAGAUUUCAAUGAGAUCCCUGACCAGCGGCGCACCAUGUGCAAGCGCCUCUACUACUUGUGGAUCCUGAAUAGCGCCACACUGGCUGUUAAUCUGAUUGGCUGCCUGGCAUGGAUGUGUGGUGGGGGUGGAGCCACCAACUUCGGCAUGGCCUUCCUGUGGCUCAUCCUCUUCACGCCCUGCUCAUACGUUUGCUGGUUCAGGCCCAUCUACAAGGCCUUCAAGACUGACAGCUCGUUCAACUUCAUGGCGUUCUUCUUCGUCUUCAUGGCCCAGGUUGUGAUCAGCAUCAUCCAGACUGUUGGCAUUCCGGGUUGGGGAGUAUGCGGCUGGCUGGCUACCAUCACCUUCUUCAGCACCAACAUCGGCUCGGCCGUGGUCAUGUUGAUCCCCACCAUCAUGUUCACUGCAGUGGCCGUGCUCUCCUUCAUCGCCCUCUCAAAGGUGCAUAACUUCUACCGCGGUAGUGGCGGCAGUCUGGGAAAAGCCCAGGAGGAGUGGGCGACCGGGGCCUGGAAGAACCCCCACGUCCAGCAGGCGGCUCAGCAGGCUGCAAUGGGGGCCGCUCAGGGAGCCAUGCAGCAAAACCAGUACUCGGCAGCGCCCACCUACAAUUACGAUGACCCCAUGUAGGACAAGGACACGGGGGCGGGUUCUUCUGUCGAAGACCGACACAAAGGGAUGAAUUCAUAACACGACUCGUAAUUAGGUGCCCUUUGUUAGAAAUCACUUCACAAGCUGUUGGGUGCAAAUGUACUGUACAUUUACUGAACAUUAAUGUGAAUAAGUUACUUUUUGUAUCAGUGAAGCGGGACUGUGUCACAUCUCGGCAUCGUCAAUACUGGCAUUUAAUAUGUAACAUCUGGCUUGUUUACUUUUUUUUUUUUUAAAUUUGAAUUCCCAAACAGCAGAACAAGUCCCACGACAUUGAUCGAAUGAUUUUAGUUUCACUUAGCUUAGCAUAGCAACAUCAAAAACACCAAGGAUUUAAUGCACAAAUAUUCUUACAUAAAACUCUUAAACCACAAUUUGGCAGUCUUUUUCCGAGUCGGAUAAAUGAUUUUUGAACACCGAUUUUGUGACCUUUGGAUGUUGUGUCCGUUUGCUAAGAUAAGUUUACCGAGCUAUCUUGUAUUAAUUCUUACGGCUGAUGCACGAUAGAAAAAUGAAUAAUAACCAACUUCACAAUAUAAAUGCUUCAGACUUCAUUAUAGUCCAAUAUCAAACAUACAUUCCUAGCAUCUCAAUCACAUAAAAAUCAUGCGCUCAUUACGGGAGACUAUUGCAUUUAUGAUAUUUUGGCUCCAUUCCGUGAACUAUCCCAUUUUUCCUGCUUAACUUCCAAAUUAUGUGUCGUUAAAAUGGCCGCAGAUUCCAAAUCAGUCUUGAAUCUGGAAUUUGGACAUCCAAUGUGAAUGGUCUUUGUUGUAGGUGUGUGUGUGAUCAGUUUCCCCCCGCUGACAAAUUCUCCUUCUUACUGUAAAUGCUUAAAAAAAAAAAAAAGUAUGUUUCUCAAGGUAUGGCUGUCAUGUUCAUUCUGUGGCUGUUGAUAUUCCACAAGUAGGCGUCCUACGAUUAUUACCAUGAAGGAAAUAUAAUUUGAAUCUCGAUGAGGUUAAAAUGGAAGCGAAUAUUUUUGUCAUUGGUCACAGAUCCAAAUAUCUUCAAGAUUCCCUAGGUGGUUAUUUAUUGCCGGUGACUGUAUUAGAUUUGAAUGACGUGUGCAAAAAUAUGUAACUGACUGCUUUGUUAUUUCCAAAACGUGACUCGUCUUGUCCGAUCGUGACGAUGUGGUAUUUUAUAUGUACUUUGUUUAACCUUUCAGUUGUUAUUUUGUGUGAAACUGUUGAUGAUAUUUGGGUGACAUUUCAAGCACAUUAACUGGAAUGUUUUUUUUCUUUU